AUGGCGGAAGGCACUCCAACCUUCAAGCUCGUCCUUGUCGGUGAUGGUGGUACUGGAAAGACCACCUUCGUCAAGCGCCAUUUGACCGGAGAGUUCGAGAAGAAGUACAUCGCAACUCUCGGCGUCGAAGUCCACCCACUUGGCUUCACAACCAACCUCGGCCAGAUCCAGUUCGAUGUGUGGGACACAGCAGGUCAAGAGAAGUUCGGUGGUCUUCGUGAUGGAUACUACAUCAACGGCCAGUGCGGUAUCAUCAUGUUCGACGUCACUUCCCGCAUCACCUACAAGAACGUCCCCAACUGGCACCGCGAUCUUGUCCGUGUCUGCGAGAACAUUCCGAUUGUCCUCACCGGAAACAAGGUCGAUGUGAAGGAGCGCAAGGUCAAGGCCAAGACCAUCACUUUCCACCGCAAGAAGAACCUCCAGUACUACGACAUCUCGGCCAAGUCCAACUACAACUUCGAGAAGCCAUUCCUGUGGCUCGCGCGAAAGCUUGUCGGCAAUCAGUCUUUGGAAUUCGUUGCUGCCCCAGCUCUCGCACCUCCGGAGGUCCAGGUCGACCAGGCCGCCAUGGAGCAGUACCAGAAGGAGAUGGCAGACGCAGCCAACAUGCCGCUGCCUGAUGAGGAGGACCCAGACUUGUAA
This is a messenger RNA of Fulvia fulva, 645 nucleotides long. RefSeq names its product GTP-binding nuclear protein GSP1/Ran. Gene Ontology annotation, biological process: ribosomal subunit export from nucleus; protein import into nucleus. NCBI's taxonomy places the organism in Eukaryota, Fungi, Ascomycota, Dothideomycetes, Mycosphaerellales, Mycosphaerellaceae. Gene Ontology annotation, molecular function: GTPase activity; GTP binding. Gene Ontology annotation, cellular component: nucleus; cytoplasm. The coding region runs from base 1 to 645 and encodes 214 amino acids. The transcript has 4 exons. The record is from RefSeq and is a predicted model, not a curated record.